This is a messenger RNA of Paramecium octaurelia, 506 nucleotides long. NCBI's taxonomy places the organism in Eukaryota, Ciliophora, Oligohymenophorea, Peniculida, Parameciidae. The record is from the annotation of a GenBank genome assembly.
AAACACAUUCUCCGUUCGAAUUUAAUUCUCUUUUACUAAGAGGAUUACAAGCAGUACAUUAAUUAUUUUAUGUCCCUUUACAAGCAUAACAGUUACUAUAACACUCUAAAUUUAGCAUAAAAAUAUUACUAAUGCAAAUUGGGCUGUCAGGUUUAUCUUAAUGAUAAGGUGGACAUAAGCAAGAAUUAUCAGUCCCUAAAUCACGAAAAGAUUAAUCAGGACAUUGCGUGCAAUGGUCGGUUUUUAGAGUACAAGAGGAACAACGAUAUGAACAUUCUAACUUAAAUGAAAAAUUCACUUUAACACAUAGGAUCAGUAGUUGAUACUUCCAUUGUGUUAUCCAUGCAGAUACACUUAUUUGCUUUCAUAACUCUAUUUUUAGCGGAAGAGCAAGUGAUACAACCAUCAACUUUAGCAGAAUAACACGUGAGACAGGUAUAAUGGCAUUCUAAUAGUUAGUAGUUAAUAAUCAAAUGAACAUUGCAGAGCUCCUGUACUGUAAUAAC